CGCCGAGACACGGACGUGUUUGGAACGGCCAAGUGGGCGGAGCAUCGAUGGAGUCGCCGAGCGUCGUCGCGGCCGUCGUGACCCUGCUCUCAACGACAGAGGGCCGGACCAAGGUCUACCGCUUCCUCCAGUACUCGGCCAAGUCGGUGCGCAUCUCGGUGUACCCAAAGGAUAUUGAUGCUCCGGUCGAGCCCUGUGGCCUGCGCUGGCUGCGCACGAUCGAGUCGUUGACCGCGUCGGCGCGCAAGGCCAACCGCCUUUUCCGGUUCUUGGACAUGUACGUCUUGUUCCCGACGCUGCGCGACCGCGAUAGCACAGUGCGCCGGCUGCGGCAGGCGCGCGUGCUCACGUUCUUCUUCAUGUUCCUCUUUGAGAACCUCUCCAUCUUUUUCCCGCAGCCAAUAGCGAUAAAGGGCGUGCCCAUGGCGCUGCACCUCUCGCGGUACAGCCACGCAAUGUGGCUCGUCUCGAUUCUCCUCGGGGUCGUGCUGGACCACAAGCUCCAGCGCGGGUCCGCGUCCACGACGCUCAAGCACCUCCUCGAGCUUCCGAUUGCGACCAUCCUCGCGCUGCGCCUCCGUGUAAGCGAUGCCACCAUGUGCAGCCUCGGCCUCUCGAGCUCCGUCUUGAGCCUCGCACUGCACUCGCAUCGCACGAGCGUCGGGCGCCAUGUUAAGGGCUGCGACCGCCAAGUCGAGUAGUUGUCAUCCGAGCCUUGGGGUCUUGCGUCAUUUCUCUGCGACCAUAUUAAUUUAAUUCGCUGUCUGCUCCUGCAA
Molecule: messenger RNA, 776 nt
Organism: Saprolegnia diclina VS20
Lineage: Eukaryota; Oomycota; Saprolegniomycetes; Saprolegniales; Saprolegniaceae
Exons: 2
Coding region: 48-701 (217 amino acids)
Biological process (GO): regulation of peroxisome size; peroxisome fission
Cellular component (GO): peroxisomal membrane
Source: RefSeq, a predicted model, not a curated record